Trypanosoma cruzi is the source of this 399-nucleotide messenger RNA. RefSeq lists its product as uncharacterized. Lineage: Eukaryota; Euglenozoa; Kinetoplastea; Trypanosomatida; Trypanosomatidae. Bases 1 to 399 code for a protein of 132 amino acids. The record is from RefSeq and is a predicted model, not a curated record. The transcript has a single exon.
AUGGGAAGUCGCUGUGACCCAAUGGGUGCGGGGGUGUCCGUGACUGCUGUGCAGAGGGCGGGGACGAGCGCGCUCGAUGCGGCGUUCCACGCAGACAGGCCUCUCCUGGGUUUUACUAUUAUUCAUUUUUGCUGCGGGGGAAUGGCCGGGCCCUACGAGUGGGCGGCAAAACUGCCCAGCCGUGUCCUCUUUGCUCCGUUUAUUGGUGUGGAGGUCGCGCACGUUGUGAGUUGCGGAGGCUCGCCCGACGUGAUCCUCCUCGCCCCACGUGGGAGGCGAGCGAAAGACGCACUCGGCACCUCCUUUUCGUCAGUCAUGAAUGAUCGUGGGAGUGGGGAGUCGUGCUGGGCUCGCCGUGGACCACGGAAUGCAUCCGUCGCGGCAAUGGCAACAGCAUGA